AUGGAUGAGAAGGAGAACAGCACAGGCAGUGUGGGGAGUCUGCAGCCUUCCACUAUCCAUGUUUUUGCCAACACUUCAACCCUUCAUGGAAUCAGGCACAUAUUUGUUUAUGGGCCCAUGACCAUGCGUCGAUUCAUGUGGACAGUAGUAUUUAUUGGAUCCUUGGGCCUACUCGUGGUGGAAUGCGCAGAACGCGUGGCUUUUUAUUUCUCAUACCCGCAUGUUGCCAAGCUGGAAGAGGUGGCCACAAACAACCUGGUUUUUCCCGCUGUUACUAUCUGCAACUUGAAUGAGUUUCGCUUUUCAAAGCUAACGGCAAAUGAUCUCUACCAUGCUGGUGAGCUCCUGGGAUUGCUCAACGUGCACCUAGAGAUUCAGAGCCCCCAUCUGGCUGAUCCCAUUGUGCUGAAAACUCUCAAGAAGAAAGCUGAUUUCAAACAUUACAAGCCAAGGGUAUUCAAUAUGCAUGAGUUUUAUGACCGUGUUGGCCAUAGUCUUAAGGAUAUGAUGCUGUACUGCAAGUUCCGGGGAGUGCGAUGUACUCAUAAGGACUUCAAAACUGUGAGUAAAAGUUUUAUUUUGGCCAUUUCUGUCACUCCAGGUUAUUCUAUUUUUCAAAAUCUUUCCUUCCUGUUCAUGCUGUCAUAA
This is a messenger RNA of Hypanus sabinus (Atlantic stingray), 648 nucleotides long. RefSeq names its product acid-sensing ion channel 2-like. Gene Ontology annotation, cellular component: membrane. Gene Ontology annotation, molecular function: ligand-gated sodium channel activity. Bases 1 to 648 code for a protein of 215 amino acids. The transcript has a single exon. The record is from RefSeq and is a predicted model, not a curated record. Gene Ontology annotation, biological process: sodium ion transmembrane transport. NCBI's taxonomy places the organism in Eukaryota, Metazoa, Chordata, Chondrichthyes, Myliobatiformes, Dasyatidae.